Molecule: messenger RNA, 1940 nt
Organism: Mucor mucedo
Lineage: Eukaryota; Fungi; Mucoromycota; Mucoromycetes; Mucorales; Mucoraceae
Exons: 6
Coding region: 22-1884 (620 amino acids)
Source: RefSeq, a predicted model, not a curated record
UUUUUUUUUUACUCAUAAUCAAUGUCUGCAUUUAACUUUAUGAACAAGACAGAAAGUCAUGAGAGUCUUUCAUCUGUGCUCUCGUCCUCACUCAUUGAAGAUUUGUAUGAUUCUCAAAUAGACACGUUUGUUAAUCAAGCGAAACCUACCCCCUCUCGACCGCAACAAAAGAAGAAAAAGAAGAAGGGGCAGGAAUCGACCAUUUUCUCCAUGAUUGAUGAUUUUGCUAUGGCUUCGCAAGACCAAAGGUUAUCUCCCAGUUCUGGCAGGAGGUCAACUAACUUUGAAGUAAAGUCUGCAUUUCCCUUCAUGAGUUCAUCGUCAUCGGCAUCUUCCUCAACCACUACCGCCACCACCAAAACUUCUUUUCCGGUAACCUCAGCACCAUCAGGACGUAAAUUUCAAGCGAACGAGGAGCUAAAGCUAAUUUCGGCCAGUUCUACUUUACACCGUAUACAAGCCGAGAAAAAUCAUCGCUUGCAAACGUUGCAACGUCAUUAUAAACGACAAGAGCAAACACGCGACCAAAUAAUGACGCUGAGAACCCGACUUUUGGAGCUGGAAAAGGAACGAGAUGAAGCGAUAUCACAAGAAGAUUUUGUACGUGUGGAGAGAUUAGAGGCGACACGGGUAAAGUUAACCCAAAGUUUAAAUGAACUGGACACGGGGUAUUUACCUCGGGUAGAUGCAGUAUGGCGGGAGAUGCAUGAUAUUAUGGUAAGAGAGUCGGAAGCAGCGACGCAUGUAUUGGAUUGUUGUGAAAAGGUAAAAGAGGAACGUCAUUUACAGUACAUGAAGUUUGUCACGGAUCAUGAACGCAUGCAUCAAAAACGCUUAGAAGAAAUCGAGCUGGGCAGACAAGGCCUUGAAUCACAAAAGAGUGAGGUGGCCUUUGAGUUGGGACUUUGGGAGCAGGCAGAUGAGGAUCUGACCGAACGCAAAGGAGAAGCUACUUUUCAACUGGAUCAUCAACAAAAGGAUCUUUCCAAAGAGGUGCAACUCAUCCAAACCGAGAUGGAUGAUCUGAAACUAAAAUUAAAUAGGCUUCAAACUAAAAAAGCAACGCUGGAGAAGAGCAUGACCGAGAUAGCCUCUGUUAUGCAUGAAAAGUUAUUGCCGUUCUCGCAAGAAACCCUAGAACAUGAGCAAGAAUAUCAGCAACUUCAAUCCAAAAAGAGCGAUAUUUCCGAAAAAGAACAUGUUUUGAAUGAGCAGGAGACGGCGAUUAUGGAAGAUAUGAAUAAACACCAGCAAGACAAGGAUGGCGGGUUAAAUGAACUCCAGACACUAAAUGAACAAAUGGCCGAGGCCAUGGAACUGGCACAACAAAAGGACAUGAUGGAUUCACUUUUACGAUUUAUCCAGUGUAUUCAAACGCGAGACGGUACAUUAGCACAGCAUCAACGAGAGAUCCAGGCGUCUCGGGAACGUGUUCGGGAGGUGGAAAAAAAGGUGGAUGCGAUGCAAGAAGAGUUGUUUGGACAGCAACAAAAAAGCAUCGAAGUGGAUGAGUCAAUGAGAGCAUGGGAGCAUAAAAUAACGCGUUGGCAACGACAAAAAGAGUUAGCGAUUGAAAGCCGUCGGUUUCAAAAUGCUGCAGUAUACAAAGAUCAAAUCCAAUCCGCGCAGCAUGAAAUAGACAGGUUAAGAGACUGUUCGAAACUGAUAGAGAAGGAGGAUGGGCAGUUAGAGAAACAGCAAGCGAAUCUUGAGCGCAUGAAAGAAGCACAUGAAGCUUUAGUGAAAGAGAAGAAUGCUGAAAUUAAAUCAGUUCUGAAGCAGACUUUGGAGCAAAUAUCCAAUUGUGAGUUGCCAUCAUGGGUUGAUCAUGAGGUAGAAUUAAUGGAAGCUCAUAUAUUGCAACAAGAAGAAAGAGUAGUAUGAAGAUGAAACAUUGAUGCAAUGUAUUUUUAUUAAAAUAGGGGCAUUAUUUGAAUUUU